Molecule: messenger RNA, 14614 nt
Organism: Porites evermanni
Lineage: Eukaryota; Metazoa; Cnidaria; Anthozoa; Scleractinia; Poritidae
Source: the annotation of a GenBank genome assembly
UGUGCAUGACCCUGCUGUGUUGUCAUUCAAAUUAACACUUUGCCUAUUCGCAAAGACUUGUGUUUAUUGGCUCAGCGACGGAUUAAUUUACUAAUCACAAAGCUUUGGUCGGUGUGGAAUGAUCUUGGGAUUACUUCGUGUUGCAUUUCAAGGCAACGAAAAAUGUUAUCUGAAGCUAAGACUAAAGGCUCAUGGAGGUUCAUUUAUCUCUGCUUCUAUUUACACAACAAAAAGACUUUUAUUCUAUCUUGAUCAGGUGAGAAUUACUGUGUUUUGUUCAAUAGUCUUCUAAUCUUGUCAACACUGUGGUUCCACUUCGCUUGUCAAAAAUUUACGAGAAAUAAUGAAGUUUUGGCAAAAGAGGACCUUGAAUAGAUCCAUGUAUGUGUCCAAGUUCGAUAAUGUUUUGCAUUUUCUCUGUUUACUUCGCUGUUCAUUUAGAUUGGUAAUGUCGAUGCUUUCAUAAAGUUGCGGAGGGAUAAACCUGUCAAUGUGACAGGAAAUCCACUCUAUUCAUUCGUUCAGUGCACUUGCUCACGAAGAACUAUGAAAUAUGUCAUACAUCAACGCGGCUGCCCUUAAAAUGACGCGAACGCGAAAUGUUUUUCCAUUCAAAUCUCUCAACGCAAACACAAGAAAAAAGAACCGCUCGCGUUGUAUCCUCUUUGCUCUCUCUUAAUACGUUGCAUGUUUACAGUUUGAAGCUAUUAAAUUUGAGUUCAUGGAUUAUUACAUAUUGCGUUUCAUUUGUAAUCUACUUUCUGUACUUACAGAUGACUUCAAGUGUUCCGCAGUGCAUUGUGGGAUAGAUCUGACCGGCUAUGCAAAGAACCGAGAAUAUAAAUAACCUCAAUGGGGUUACACCGCAAUACCGACAGAGAAAGGUCUCUAGUUCUCGACGAUUUCAUGAGAGCAGGAAAAUCGAACCCACGGACAUGGCUCGACCUAUUAGCAAGAACAUGAACGGACACACAAAAUAUGAUAUGAUUAAUGGACAACCCAAGAAAGAAUCCGCAACUUCUCUUAAUCUUCCUAACAACUUCAUCGAAGCGGCCUCAUUACUGGGAAGUAUAGGAUCUCUGAGAGCUGCUGAAACUACGGACAGAUAUCGAAGAGGGAGUACUUCUCAUGAAGAGGACAUGUACAGAGAUUUCCCUUUUCCUUUCGAAAAUUUGGUUUUUGAAGGAGGGGGCAACAAAGGAAUGGCUUAUGUUGGUGCUCUUCAGGUCAGUGUAGAGUGCGUGUUGCUGUUUUGAUUUGUUUUCAAGUUCCUUGAUUGUUAUGACACUUUUUGCAUCCAGCCGAGAUUCCUUCGCUACGGCCUGUUUACUCGGCAUCGCAGAGAUAGUUUUACUUCCAGUUUGUUUUACGUGAAAGAAAACGCAAGUUUAAGGUCUGAGAGAUCGAAGCGUAUUUGAAUUUUGUCUUCUUUGUCGCAUUCCCCUCAAUGUCAGCAACAACUUUGACAAUCGCGAUUAAUUUGUUGCAUUCGUAAUGAAGUACGGCUUAACUCCUCGAAGAAAAAAUUUGCCUCCGUUAUGAAACAAAGUGAAUUGGUAAGGAAUAUAACGUUCUAUCUGUUAAGACUUUUUAUAUCAUUUACUUUGAGAAAUACGCUUGAGAUUUCUGUUUUAUCUAAAGAUAUUGAGAGUGCAUUGUGUAGAGAUAUUUCGUUCUUAACCUUCACCCAUUGUGUGCUAAUUUGCUAAUUGCUAUUAGCAUAUUGGCAUUAUAACGGGUUUAUGGAAUAUACAAAAAAAUAGAGAUUUUGAAAUUUUAACUGUUAGCUAUUCCAAAAAGCAAUAAUCUUCCGGUUUGACCCUUUCCGAAGACAAUUUCAACAGAUGCCUCGCAUUAAGGAAGCCACGAAAGAACAUCGUUUCCUCGAUCAUUCUCUUAAAAUGUUUUAGUUAGUGUUAUGUUUUACUACACUCUAAUGUUUCGUAACUUGAUCAUUGUCCUCAACUGACAUACACAUACAUGUAUAGUCAGGUAACAAGUUUUACCAACUAAAAUAAGUCACAUAAGCUCACACUAAGAGGAGCUUUGGCUCGAACAAUCACAUAUGACACAUGUUAGUAAUUUCUUAUUUGCGAAAUCAUCACUUCAUGAAAGUGGCUAGCUACAUAGUUAACUAAUACAAGCGUGUAAUUUUAAAUUUAAAAUAUUUGAUUAAAAAAACUUCCAUAAGCUUAAUAUUAUUUGGGUGUAAUAUUGUAUCACCUGACAGGAAAAAUUGAGAAAAAAAAUUGUAAAUAUACGUACGGUCAGCUUACAUCAAGCUACUAGUGAGUAGAUGUCAGAAUGAUAUUUCCGUUUUUUCCUUUUGGGCAGCCAGCCAGGUCAUCAUAAUAUAAUGUUGCCUGAUCUAAUCUAUUACAUCAUCAGUGUUCAGCAAACAUUGUUGGGGGUUGUAAGUCAGAAAGCCUUGGAAGGAUUGUGGAUUAACAGAAAAAACCCAAAAAUGGACGUCAUUUGGCAAAUUGUAAUUCCUUUUAUCUGACGUGAAUUUCUAUUACAUUUCUAAAUCUAAAUUAUGCAAAAUAUGCUUUUGUUUUUCAUGAUUUAUUGAAAAAUUUGGUGAAAAUUUGGUUUGACAUUCCAAAUCCAAAUUUCCUUAUCCAAAGCACCUUUAAUGGAAUUUUUUAAUUUGUUAAAAUAUGUAUGGUCCAUUUCCAAGUUGUCCCAAGCCUCUGUUUCAAAGCGAGGCUAAGUGCAUUAUAGUCUGUGAUAUAGAAAAAAACCUGCGUUUCUCAGUAGCUGCACCUACUCUCUGGAAUUCCUUGCCCAUAGACAUUAAAAGCGUGUAAACUUUGUUUCUCUUUAAAAGAAAGCUCAAAACAUUUUUAUUUAAUCAUUUUUAAUUUAGUUUUGUAAAUUUCUUAUAUGUUAUUUCUUACCUUUGUAAAGCACGCUAAGAUUGUGUAGCUGCGCUCUAGAAGAAUUUCACUAUUACUAUUAUUGUUAUUAGUGGCUUAUUAGCAGAAACAGAUAGCACUACUAAAAGUGGAAGUUAUGUUCCAAGAUGUGUAGCCCAUCAUGGUGGGUGGACCAAAAACCCUACGUGACUCCUGAUCUAAUAUCAUCUAAAAACAGUAGCCACUCUGGUAAAUUACACUCUAAAAUUUUUUACUAAAUUGACCUUAUAGGGUUAAAUUUUAAUCCACAGUAUCAUUUUGUGUUAUCAUUACUUAGUGUCGUGGAAUGAAGGGUCAAAAGGAUUUUAUUCUCUGUUUUCACUGUCAUGCCAUCAAAAAUAAAAAUGCAAACUAUUGUGUGCAAGAUAUUCGGAAAAUCGUUUCACCCAGAUUUGUAAAACUUUGUAUGAAGAUGCCAUGUUGGUGUCCCUUUAAGGGGUACAAAUAUGGCCACCGGAACCAACAGAAACAUCUGUUUUUGAGUCUUUCUACAAAUGCAUGAAUUCAUCACUUGAGGAACUCAUAAAGAUUAAAGUAAUAUUUAUUCUGAGACAAGGAAUGUUUAGAUAGCAAAGUCUCAAAAACUCAGUAAUGUUUUUUACCCACAUACAGAGAGAGCUUUCCCAUCUGACAGCUAAAUGCAGCAUCUUGCAAAAGCUUCGAAAUUCUCGCAUCCUUUAUCACAAAAAGAAGAAUUCUUUCAAACAGAAAAUUUGUAUCAAUAAAGGUGUCUACCGUGUAGCAUGAAAAUUUUGCGGGUUCUAAUUUUUGCGAAUUUUGCGGAUUGACCUCGAUCCGCAAAAAUUAGUUCCCGCAGAAAAAAACCCACAAAAUAAAAUGCCGCAAAAAUUAACUCCCUUCAGUCAAAUUAAAAACUCUGCUUUUAAUGUACUUGUUGUGUAUGGUAGGGAUAGGCUUUUGUUUUGUUUUGCUGUUGUUCAGUCCCUUUGUGCAGUAAGAUAUUACAGUGAUUACCAUAUUAUUCUCCCUUAAAUAUGUAAGUAGAGUGAACUUUGACUCAACAUACCUUAAAUAUUCUGCUACUUGAACAGAGAAUCGCAAAAAUUAGUUCCCACCAGAAAUUUCAGUCAUCUGGAACCACAAAAAUUUGUUCCCGCAAACGACAAAAAAUCGCCAAUUCCCAAAAUAAAACUCCUGCAAAAUUUUCAUGCUACACGGUAGGUGCUGUAAUACAUUGUACAGUGAAAAGUGGAAAGUGGAAACUCAAGAGAAUCAAUAGCUUCUUAGUUUGAAUUUUGGUGAUGUCAUGUGAAAACAGAGAAAUCCACUUACAAGUUCUUAGACUAGAAAAGUUCUCUAGAAAUGUAGCUGAACUAUGCCUGGGUAAAGUUUAACUAUUUUGUGAGGAACUGGGUCAUUGUCUCUUACAUGUAAACUGUUUUUUAUAUAUAUGCCCUUUCCAAGUUGCCAGCCAUUCAAUAGAUGCAUUUUGUUCAUACAAGAAUUUGAGUAACGCUGGUUAACAGGUAAUUUGUAUUGUAAGCGUCAGUCCUUGAAAAAGCUUUUAUUUGUAAAAUCCAUAUAGCAAACACAUUAAUUUUUACCUGCCCCUUGGCCCUUUGUGAUAUUGAGGUUCCACUGUAAGAGGCAUAUAUAUUCUACCAAGUGCUUUUAUGGGUGCUGUGGAUGAGUUUCAUUUAUGGUACAGUCUUCCUUAUUUAUCUGACUUCAAUCAACAGGUGUUGGAAUCUGCUGGCAUCUUGAGAAGCAUUAAAAGAGUAGCCGGGGCUAGUGCAGGAGCAAUAAUUGCAGCACUUAUAUCACUAGGGUAUGACUCAAGUGACUUGAGGGAAUUUCUGGAACAGGAUUUAAGACGGAUUUUAGUUGGUGGGUUUUAUAUCCCAUGUGUUUGUUUAUAACUUCUAUAAAUGUCAUUCAAGACCUGUGUUUUUACACAAAGUAACCUAGCAAUACAGCGGUUUUUGUCUUGUCCAUCAAAGGGUGACCUGGUCUGCAUGUACAUGUAAUUUUCCAGGUAUAGGUAGAAGAGUAGACUGUUUCUGAGGGUCACCAAAUAUCAAAUCUGGGUCUUGCAUGGUCAAUUUCCAAAAAAUGAUACAAAAAAGUAUAAGAAAUAAAUUUGUCAGGUUUCAUACCCGUUGUACUUAAUUAAUAUAAACUUGAUGGUGCAGAUUAGCAAUGAAAUGACUACUGCCCUGAAUAUAGGAUGCUACAUGAAGUCCAUUAAUCACAGGGUGAUCUCCUGCUGGUGUAAACUAAGAGAUUUGUGUACAGUUCCCAUGUAAUGUCUCAUAUAGCUUUCCAUAGUAGAUAAAAUAAUAAUAAAAAUAAUUAAAAUAAUAAUGAUGAAAUUUACAUAGCACCAGUUUUCUUUACAUGUAAUUUGAUGAUGCUGAUGCAGUGUGAGCCAAUCAAAAGCUUACAGGGACUUGUAUUUAAUCAUAAAAACAUAUUUAGUGAUUUUUGGUAGUAACCUCUAUAUACCAUGCAGGGCAGUGUUUAUAGUUAAAGGCUCUGAAGAGUUGGACCUUACACUAUGAAGAAAAACAUCCUGCUAGCAAACAGGGUAGGAUUGGAACCCUCCCUGGGCCACCCAAUUACAAGUUCUGUGCUCCUGCAGACCCUUGCAUGUAAGCCAUGCUGUCUCGAUCCAUGCUGCUAUUUCUGGGUAUAAUUUUGAUAAGUUUCAAUGUAAUUUGAUCUUGGUAUUUUUGUUUUGUUAGAUCAUACUUGUGGUUAUUGUAGCCUUCUUCCAAACCUACUGAAAGGAUUUGGCUGGAAUCCAGGGAAGAGAAUGUUGAAAUGGUUUGGAGAACAGCUUAAGGAGCGGACGGGUGAUGGCGAUAUUACAUUUAAGGAGGUGUGUGGAAUAGUUGUAAAUUACAGUCAGAUCCCGGCCGCUUUACGGACCCCUCAUUAUUACAGACAGUUUGCUUUGUUCCUGGGGAAAGAGAGUCCUUAUUAAUACAUUAUCUCUAAAUUCAACCCCGCUAAUAUGGAAUAAUAAUACAUGUGACACUUUCUAUGGCAGCCUUGAACAGUGUCUGUAUUAACAGGGUUUGACUGUAUUGUGACUUGUGUAAGAUAAUGCUGUGAAAAAGAAAUUUCAGUUAUUAACUGCUAGGAUGAUGAAUAUGUCCUUUUUUCCUAGUUUUCACACACAAAGUAACUUAUUCAGUGCUUGAACUCCGUGAUGAGUGAUUGAUUUACACAUGCUUUCUAUCAUAGGGUAAAAAAGAAGUUUCUUAUAACAGAAAGAAUUUAAAUUUUUCAGUACACCGACACUUUAGUACAAACUUUAGUACAAAAUCUUCUGCAUGUUUUUAACUUUAUAGAAAAUGCAAACUGAAUAACAAAGUAUCAUUAAAGGAAAAAGGUUAAAGUUCAUUGAUUAGUGCAUUCUCUUUCAAUGGGAAAGUGAUUUUGUUCCGAUCAACAAUAACAGCUUUUUAAUGUCACAGUGAAGGGAUACAGCCUUGAAAUAUGAAAAAAUGCCCAUAUUUUGUGUUUGUAGAGAUGUAAUAAUAAUAAUCUUUGACUUGAUUUUUGUCAUCAGUAUUUGCAUUGAUGUCAGUGAUAUUAUUGUGUAUUUUCCUUGAUAAUGUUCUUAGCAGAUGGUCAGAAAAGACAAAACGUCUUACUAAGUUUUCUUUAUAUUUUCUUGAGACAUAAACCAGCUAACUUAAUUACAUUAAUUCCAAACAUUGACAAGUUGAACAGAAAUUAAAACUCACAUUAGACUCGACUAGAACAGAGUAGAAUAGAAUAGAACAGUGGAAAUUUUCCAGCACUGGUUCAGGUUUGAGGAACCAGAGGUGAGAUUGGAACUCAGCAUCUAAAGUGGCACUUUGCUGCUGCUUCACUCUAUGUAGCAUCUUACCCUACCCCACAUUCGCCUUCUGGUUGAUAUGUUAAGGAUGCAGAUGACAAGGCCAUUGACUUGCCGCACUGUCUCUGAACCAAGGAUUUCUGACAAACUUUUUUGUGGUUAUUGUAUUUCCAUGCAGUCUUGUUGCAAAGGAAUUACAUGCGUAAAGAAUCACUUUGUUAUAAAUACUUACAUGUACAGGUGUAUGAGCGGUUUGGUAAAGAGCUGUGUAUUGUGGUUACCAACUUGAAUCAGAUGUCAGUGGAGUACUUUCACCCCAAGACAACUCCAAAUACACCCAUAAGAAGAGCUGUUAGAAUGUCUGUUGCACUUCCUGGUAAGUCUAAUGUCUUCAGAAUUACUAUUGUUAUUAUUAUUAUUAUUUUUUAAUAACUUAUUGAAAACCAUUUAAACCAUAAAAAACUGUUGUUAAAUACCAGUACUUAGGUGGAUCAGCUGUUAGGUAUAUCUCAGAUUCGAGGCAUUUUGAAANAAAGGAAUUGCAUGCAUAAAGAAUCACUUUGUUAUAAAUACUUACAUGUACAGGUGUAUGAGCGGUUUGGUAAAGAGCUGUGUAUUGUGGUUACCAACUUGAAUCAGAUGUCAGUGGAGUACUUUCACCCCAAGACGACUCCAAAUACACCCAUAAGAAGAGCUGUUAGAAUGUCUGUUGCACUUCCUGGUAAGUCUAAUGUCUUCAGAAUUGCUAUUGUUAUUAUUAUUAUUAUUUUUUAAUAACUUAUUGAAAACCAUUUAAACCAUAAAAAACUGUUGUUAAAUACCAGUACUUAGGUGGAUCAGCUGUUAGGUAUAUCUCAGAUUCGAGGCAUUUUGAAAGUACCUACAUGUAAAUGGCAGUUUUUCCAACCCUUUUUAAAUUCUGAACUUCUUCCAGGCAUUGUAUCAGCCUUGCAUAGUCCAUUAUAGGGAAUGCCCUCCCCCACUCCCCCUCGAAGUGUGUGUCCCUAUGGCAUAAGGUAAACAAGCUCAUUCUUUACGGCAGUUCAAGACAGCAGUAUUGUUGUUGCAGGUUCUGACAUUUGUAUGUUACAUGUCACGUUUGCAGAUUGUGGAACAUCUGGUUCUACAAUUAUGUACAUUUGUUGUGAAAAUAAAAAAACGUACAGCUUCUACAUUUUUGCAUCCAAAAUGUUGUCAACACUCAGGAAGAGAAGCAGUGAAUUGUUUAUGAAAAGAAGAGGCCUAGCUGUUUAAGCAAUUCUGCAGGCUCCUUUAUAAAAGAGCAAUGUACUCUGUAGUACAUAUAUUGUGGUAGUAAUAUCAAUAUUUUUUGUAUGUCUUCUAGAUAAAAUUUAUGAUAGUUUGGUUGAUGUGAGCUCUUUUUGUUUUUGAAGGUGUAUUUCAGUGUGUACGUGAAAUGAAUAAUGAUUAUGAAGAUGUGUAUGUAGAUGGAGGCCUUUUGUGCAAUUAUCCAAUUCAUGCAUUCGAUGGUGAGUAGUUUUGAAUUCAUAAUUGCAGUUGUUUUUAUUUACUUCCCCAUGAGAUAGCUAAUGAUGAAUCAGGAUUUUAGACCUGAAGUCCUGGCCAUGUGCCACAUCACUUGUUGUUCCAGUUAAGACAAGUUUAACUGUCCCUCACACAGUACGUCUCUCCUCACCUCAGCUUUAUAUAUGGAGUGGAUACUGGCAAAAUGCUUUUACAGAGUAACCCUCUUAUGUACCAUUAUACCAUUCAGGAGGCAGCGGGUGUGACACUCCUAUGUCCCUCAUGGCCACUCAACUCAACUCAUCUUAUAAUUUUCUGCAUCCUGCAAAUAACUAAUGUACUUAUGGUGUGGGUAGCAAAAUAGCAUCACUUUGAUAAAAUAUUUCUGAGUGUCUCUAUAAUGUGGUUUGGAAUGUGAGGAGCAAGCUAACACUUGUCGUAUCUUUUUGGUCUCAUGCAAAAUGUUCCAUAAACUGGGCUAGGGCCUAGCCGUGUGGCUGUCCAGCCAUGCCGGGCUCUCUUGUGCCUUACCAUUGUCCAUGGAUCUAAAGGAAAAAGAGCAUACAGACUUCAUAUGGGCCUCACUCUUUUAUGGCAUCAACUGCCCUUUUAGUCUAAGCUUCCUUAUGAAUCAAUGUUUGUUUUUAACUCAAGAUUGUUUGUGGAGCAGCAAUACAUUAAUAACUGAUUCUAAAGCUCAUCAAUCUUUUUGACAGUUUUUUUCCUUAAUGGCAUUUUAGACAAGUGUUCAUAGAUAAUAAUCAAAACAAUGACUACAGCUAGUGUUGAUUGGUAAUUUUUUUUUUAGGGUGGUGGUUAUCAAUGGAUCCUAAAGACACAUUUUUCAAGCGACUACAACCUCUAGAAGAUUUUGCAAAGCUCUUUGAAAAAUCAGAGCGGUUUGGAACAUGGAAUAAUAAAACACUAGGAAUAGUUUUGGUGAGUGGAAAAAAAUUAAUAAAAUUAUGUGAUGAAAAAAUAUGAUGCAUAUAUUUUGCACUUGUGAAGUGUUACUUUUUGGUGACUUAAAUGCCAACCUUAAACACUCAAACGAACUGCAUUCCAGCACACUUUUCACUUAAUUAUUACACUCUUUUGUUCUUCAAAUUUAAUGUUGUGUUUCACACCUUUGUGUCCUAUAUAUUAUAUCGUUUCAUAGUCUCUUUCAUUUGCAUUUGAUGAUGGUGAAAUGUCGUAGCCAAAACGUCAGGUUUUAAUAGCGUUGCUUUUUAUCCUUGAAUGUCAUUUACAUGAUAAGUGUGGAUUUUGAUCAAGUGUAAAUAAGUAAUUUUGUAGCUCUUUUUGGCCUUAUUUUGUAAUCAUUGACUAGCACUAUUCCUAAGCGAGUCGGAAAUAAGAAUGAAUUCAAGUAUGAGUUACUCUUGGUCCUUUUCCCUUGCCCCUUGCUCAGUAUACUUGCUUUGUCAACCUUUUGUAGUUAUUUUUUUCUUUUAUAAUAUGUAACUGUUUCUUUUUUGUUGUUGUUCCAGUAUUCACAUACCGAGACAGAGCUAAUGAAAACUCUUCUUACGGAACGGGAAGGCAAUAAGCCUCCAAAGCCUCCAGCCACCAAGCUCUCCAAGUAAUGUUUAGUCCUUGCUUUCAUCUUUGUGCAGUUUAACUUUGAAAUGAAUAUACCUAAUUCUGUGGUACUUGUGUGUUGCUUAAUGUAGAGAGAGACUGGUCUGGAGAAUAAUGCUAGAGUAGGGACUCUUAUGACCAAUUGUGUGUUCUGAGUGGUCGGACUGAGUACUGAUUUACUUCCCACCAAUGUGGCCUGGGAUAGAAUUCCAGACUCGGCUACACGAUAUCAUGUGUUGUUAGUAUUUCUGUAGGUAUUGCGGAUUUUCCCUCCUCUCCAGCUUUUCUUAAUUCUAGUAUGAUUCAAAACAUGGCAGAUAAGAGCCAUUUCGUUGAUGAGCUACCUCUUCAAUCAUAUAUUUUUUAUAUUUAUAUCAUUUCUCCUUUUCAUUGUAUAAGAAUCAGGUUUAUAAUGAGAAAUCUUGUAAGCUGCUAACGUGCUGAUUAUUACUUUGCAGACAGAGACUGAAAUUACAACACCAACAGGCCAUAAUGCAUCAGGAGCAUCAAACGAUGGUGAAGGCUGUUGGAAGAUUUAUGGCGGUUCGUGACAUUACUGUUUUCUUGCUUUUACGUACUGAGCAAAGAAUGUCAACUGUGUUGUACUUGUGUGAAGUAAAAAACAGGGACCUUACGAAACUACGACGCGACGGCAACGGCAACGGCAACGGCAGCGUCAAAAAGCAAUAGGUUUAGUUAGCAAAACAACAACUUUGCACGUGCAUCACGCUUUUUUGUACAUUUCUUUGCCGCCCUUCCUUGAACCACUACAACGUGAAAUGACCAAAUGUUAAGUUAUUGUUUGAGGACGGGAACGGCAAGGUGAUAAAUUCUACCUUCUCUGUCUGAACUCGGGUGCGGCCCCGUCUCUUCAGUUCUAACAUAAAUUCCCUUCUUUUAAGUAACUGGGCGACUUGGGAUAAUUGCGAAAUGGUUUGAAAGGAUACGGAGUCUAUUUUUCAGCGUCCUUUUGAUGGACGUCGCCGUUGUCGGAUCGUAAGGUCCCUAAUGCAGUAAUUUUAACACUUGACACUUGCUCUUUGUAACGACACCUAACUCUCGCCAAGCGGGGUAAACACCAAUUUGUUUUGAAAAUCUUACUUUCAAACUGAGGCCAAAAUCUUUCUUACGAAAAUGAUUUCAUUUUGACUGUGAAUAAAAAUCCACUUUCGUAUCAAAGACUUCAUACUUUCAUGCUUAGCCUCUUUUUCAAAAAGAAGUUCAAGGCAACUUCGUAAUGUCGUCAAUGUUACAGACCGUGGGAAAGCAAACCGAUGAGGUCACAAUAUUUUUUUCUACUCAGCUGAGGAACACUCUGGCUAACUGUUUCCUUGUGAAAUAAACUAAAAGGCGUGCGGAAUAUUUAUUUCGAUUGGCAGAGAAAGCUACGUUCGUUCGUUAGUUUCAAAGGAAACUGUGAUGCUGUUUUAUCAAACCUGAUGAUAAAGUCAAUUAUUCGUAACUAACAUGAAAAGAUUUAAUGGAGUAAAGAGCUUGCGAUCGAAACGUCGUGUAAUAGAAUUGGAAAUAAUUAAUGGAGCUGAUAUCUCUGUAUCUUGUAGGAACUGCAAAGGAACAAUCUUGAUGAGGACAGCAUUAUUAAUUUAAAGGAACUAAGAGGCGUCUUCAAGAAGGUACUUUACAACUCUUUUUUAGCAGGUAAUGUUGUGUUUUUUCUUUAGAUUGUGAAGCAAGGCUUGGUAUAAUCAACCUCGCUAUUAUCCUUUUUGUAUGUAGCCAGUAGAAUUUACGAGGGAAGAUGCGGAGUUAUUAUUCGGCCCAGAUGCCGAUUACAGAGCAGCCUUUGAAGAACUUGAUACGGACGAAGAUGGAGAGGUUAGAACCAUUUUGUCUCCAUGCACAGUCUAAUUAAAUGAAGCCUUUUCCACGCUGAUGCGUUUGCGCGAAAAAGGCUUCGUCUCCUCCUUGGUUACAUAAAAUUCGUAAAAAACUCCGCGUGUUUGACAGUUUUUGUUUGGUUAACCUCCAAAGUUACCCGUCCGUACUAGAAGAAAAGAUCCCUCUGAUGUCGAUUACGGUUGUCGAUUGCCGACUGCGUUUUCAAGUAAUAAUAAUAAUAUUAAUAAUUAAAGAUAAUAAUAAAAAAUUUUAAAAGGCACCUUUUCCAUGCAAAUAAUUAUGUUCAAAAGCGCGUUAUACAAUACAAUAAUCAUGUUAAAAAGAAAAUAAAAUCUCAAAUGUACAUAGUAAGUGAAAGUAGAUUGGUGUGUAUGGUUCAUACAUACCAAAUGAAUAGGGCUACAUACUGUAGGGCCUGCAUCUUACCUGGCAACUUACUGCUGGGGUUGGAAUUCAACGGCCUGGUUGCCUCUAGUCAAAAUGAUUCUGGGGGUAAAAUGGUUGAUAUAAACUUUUGUUUUGCAGAUUACGUUUCAAGAGUUAAUGGCUUUCAUUGAGAAAAAGGGAGUUAAUCUACAAACGAGAUUUCUUGGUUAUGCUAGGAAAGAGAUAAAACAUUUAGGAGAGUUUAUACAGACACUACAGGUGAACAAAAAAAGAUUUUUACACGUGCAAUGUUAUUGGUGAUUCUCAAAGCUCUCCUGAUAAUUCAAGGUUGUAAGUGUUCUUAGUUAUUGUGUUGAACUUCAAAGACUGCUGGAAAUAAAAUUAGGAGCCAUGAUAUUGUAAUCUAUACGCCAAAAAAGGUAGAACUGUAGCUACAAAAAGGCAUUGAAACACUAUAUUUUAGUGAAAUCAAUGUGCACGCAAGUAAUGAUUAUCCCGGUGGCGGAGCCUUGAAAACUGCGUGUUGUCUGUUGCUUCAUUUUGUUUUAUAAGCAAUCUCUAAUACCUUUUCACUUAUCAGUGAAAUCUUCAUCAUAAGAUUUGCAACUGUUCUUUAAUGCAGUUUCUGCCCUUAUCUUUUACUUUAGACGGCGUUAUCUGUAAAUGUUAAAAGAGUUUACGUCGAGGUAAGUGGUGCGCCUACGUAUUAUUGACAGCAGACUAGUCCUCUUCUUUCUGACUCAUAUUUUUCUUCGAUGGACGCAUGACAAUCGCGAGAGUCGCGCUCUUUCCAAGAGUCUUUCUGCAGCCAAGAUGCUGUCAGAUACAUCUGUUGUUAUUGGCCUGUAGACUUUGCCUGCGUGCAGACGUCCCCUAUUUCCUUUGUUGCAAGGAAAUAGAAGACGUAUGCACGCAGGCAACUGAAGACUACGAGUGGUUCCCAUUUUCCCUUAGGGAUAGUAGUGGGAUUGCAAUGCGAGCGCGCGUAAAAUCACCCCACCGCGUCUGACCUUUCUCGCGUGGGGUUAUUUCACGCGUGCUCGCGUUUCGCUCGCCUUACUAUCCCUGGGGAAAAAUGGGGACUACUCGUAGUCUAUUGGCCUGCUAUUGUUUGAAGGGCCAGGGCCAUUGUUUAGGUCGUUCAUCUAUUGCAUCCCUAGCUUACUACUAAAUCCGUUCUGGGGAUAUUCGUGCCACUUCCAUUUGUCCCGCCCUAGCUGCAAUGGUGUGGUGAGAAAAAUUCACUGGCGUUUACAUCAGUUUAUUCAGUAGUUUUUCCUUCUUUUUUUCUUUUCCUGUAUAGAUCUAUUAAAUGAAAUCUUUUUUUGCGUUUUUGCUUACAGAAAAAAGAUGUCGAGCGAACGAUUGGUAUAGAUACUGAUUACAUUGAGACAAACGAUUUUAACCUGGAAUAUCUGGACAAACAGUUCCUCGUUGAAGUAAGUAUCUUCAAACAUAUUGCUCGUAUUAGUUUGCCAUCUUUUAACGUAGGUCAUGAGAAUUUGCGAAAUAUCAAGUUGAAAGUACCUCCAAGGAUACUUUAUUUUCUUUCUUCUAUUAAGUUUUUUUUUUUCUCUAAGUAUUUUGGAAGUUGACCUUAAAGCAGUUUGCAACAGCACCAUGUAACACAGAAUCUGAGGCUUAUGUUAAUGUAGUUAAACCUUUAUAAGGCAAUCAGUUUUAGGAUGGACAAUUGAGUGUUUAGCGCAGGUUUGACCAGCUAAAACUAAAACAUAAGAAGAAGGACCAUCAGUCACAAGGUCAAGAGGUUUUUUACUCUCCUUGCGGCUAAAUAAAACAAAUUUAUACAUGUCGUCGUUCACGUCGUUGUUCCCAGUGUGCUUUCCGUCCCAUCCUCUGGAGACUGGAAACGAACAUGCGCCGUUCUUUCAAAAGGCUACUGAUGUCCUUUUUUUCAAGGUCCUGCUUCGUCGUUUACCAUCCAGUAAGGUGCUUCUUGUACCAUGUGACCUUUUCGUGCAAAGACCCAUCUCUGUUAGGGCGGUACGUGAAGUCACCAUUGAAGGUCCAGCGCUGCCCUCCUCGAAAGGAAACUAAUUUUACCUACUGUUUUUUUCUCUAGUCCGGUAGACGAGCGACAAAAGCGUUUCUUCGAGAGUACAAACUUCGCCGCACCCGUAGAGAACAAGAGUCUGCUCUGAGCGCUUCGCGGAAUGAAGGGAGGCCACAAUCCGGCAUUACAGUAACUGUUAGAAGUGCUUCAGGUUCAGACGACAGCCCGUUCCAGGAAGAUCUUCCACCAGAAUACGCCAUUACACAAAACCGUACAGACUCAAGUGUAGCGCAGGCCACUAACCGUCACCCACGUGACUCUAUUACGUCAGUUACGUCAUUAGAAACGAGUCAGCAAGAAAAUCCAGUGCGGCGAUCGUCAGCUGGAGUAAAAUUACCUCCCUUGUCACGUGAAAGGGAAGCGUCACGUGAGCAAAGCGAAAAUUUAGCCAGAGAGGGAUCUGGGGAUAGCGUGACCAGCGCACGUAAGGUAGAUGUUGAUGUAAAACGUAGUCCCUUCCCAAGUCGAAAUCAAAGAGUUGGUGACAUUUCGAACUGA